Molecule: messenger RNA, 4432 nt
Organism: Alosa alosa (allis shad)
Lineage: Eukaryota; Metazoa; Chordata; Actinopteri; Clupeiformes; Clupeidae
Product: E3 ubiquitin-protein ligase DTX1-like
Biological process (GO): protein ubiquitination; Notch signaling pathway
Cellular component (GO): nucleoplasm
Molecular function (GO): ubiquitin protein ligase activity; zinc ion binding
Source: RefSeq, a predicted model, not a curated record
GCGUUUGAGGCAGUAGAUACAACAGAACGAUUUUCUUUUGUUUUAAUCUUGGCAACAUUGUAGCCUUCAGUACCAGCUGUAGCUAUAUCCGAAUGUUGUUAGACACUGUAACAGUAGCCUAGCCUAAUCUUUUAGGCCUGUAAAAGGUGAUCAUAUAGGCUACAGUGUCAGGUCAUGCUAACUAUAACAUUCACUUCAAUGUGUGUCUCUCUGUGUGUGUGUGUGUGUGUGUUUCGGCGAACCUUCCGUGCAGAUUUUAUCCAUGAAUUGAGGUUGUUUUAAAAGUUGCCCAGGAUACCAAAGGAUACAAAUGGACAUUUUAGGCUGUAUCUUUUUCACAAAGGUUACCUAAAGCGUUAAUGAUAAAUAUAUUAAUCGAUCUUAGGAAACACAGCUCCUUUAGUCAUAUGGCCACUUCAGUCACAAUCUGGCUGGAACGUACGUCUUCGACCGGUCGGACCGGUUUCUUAACGUUGUUGUGAAAGAUCAAGAGUGACUCGCACAGACUAGAAUUAUUAGUGUGUUUGCGGUGUAGGGUAUCGUUUUCGAACAUCUGCGUACGCAACGCCCCGAACGAGUAGCCCCCAGAUUCCUGCCCGGUCCGAGUGAAAGCAGGCGUUUCACUUCGUACUCUCCCAUUCUAGGCUGUGUACAAAUUGUAGCCAAGUCAAGAGAAGGAAUACAUCGUCGAUUCAGUACUGUGAAGCAGCUUAUUCGUUCUGUUCAGCUCGAUUCGGUAUUGAUAGUGUGCUGAAGUGAUCAGUUACACUACGAUGGAAGUGGGACGGAGGUUCCAGACCUUAUGCUGCUGCGUCUUCUCGGGUUAGCUAUCUGAAAGCUGAUCAAAUGGACACGAUGUUACUGGCCUCUGCCGUGGUCGUCUGGGAAUGGCUCAACGAACACGGACGGUGGCGUCCCUACAGCCCAGCCGUGUCUCACCAUAUCGAGGCGGUGAUACGAAGCGAUCCUCGGGGCGGCAGCGUUGUGCUAGGCCAAGUCGACAACCGCCUCUCGCCGUAUAUUAUAGAUCUGCAAUCCAUGCAUCAGUUCCGACAAGAUACGGGCACAUUGAGACCAGUACGACGCAGCUUCUAUGACCCCACGUCAGCGCCGGGCCAGGGUUGGUUGUGGGAGUGGGAGAAUGACACCGGCUCCUGGACGACGUACGACAUGGAAGUCGGCAUCGCCAUCCAGGCGGCGCGGGACCGUAACCAACCCUGGCUGGACCUGGCGCCGCUGGGGUUUUGCUACCUCAUCGAUUUCCAGAGCAUGACGCAGAUCAACCGGCAGACGCAACGGUGCAGACGCAUCCAGCGGCGCUCGGACAUGGCCUACCCUCUCGUGUCUGGCCCGCUCCCCAAAUCGGCCCAAGGAGGCUGGGCCACCUCAGGCACAGGGGGGCUCUUAGGUGUUGGGGUGUCUGGUGUCACCCUGUCCAGUGGGGGACACAAUGGCGGUAGCAGCAGUAAUGGGAGUGUUGUGUAUCCCAGCAGUACGGUCUCCAUGUCCUCCCUAGCCUCUCUAGGUCAGCCUUGUGCCUGUCAGCAGUGUAUGCUUGUCAUGAGUGUCAAAGCCAAUGCUAUGGCGGCAUCGCACACUUUGGGCCGCAAGCCCUCGCAGUCCAAGCCGUCCCUGAGCCCUAAAGGUACAGCCGCAGGUACUUCUGGUUCCGCCGGUACGAACUCGAACUCGUACUCGCACACUCUUCCACACGCACUCUCGUACGCCUCCUCAGCGAGGACUCUCUCCCCGCGCAGAAGCGCGGCCGCGUUCGCCCACUCCAUUUCCCUGCUCGCUUCCGGCACUGCCACGCUGUCUGUCUCCAACCGACCACCUCCGCCACCUCUGCCCCCACCCCAGCCACCCACACCAGCCAAUCAGCAGCAGCUCCAAGGCACGUCUUCCACACCUGGCCCCCCUCCUUCUUCCUCCCCCUCCACCACUUCGACGCCAUCGGUGCCCACUGCCACGCUCAUCACUACGGCGACCACCACCACCUCUUCGUCCUCACCUCUUCCUUUGCCUUCACCUGCCGUGCCCGCGCAGCGCUCCGCCGCCUGUGCCGCCCCACUGCCGCCCCGUGCCAGCUUGGCAGGCCUCAGCCGUCCUGCCCUGCAACGCAUUGCCAUGGCACAGUCGCGGGCACUUAUUGCCUCAGGGGUGCCCACGGUGCCGGUGAAGAACCUGAGCGGCGCCAGCCCGGUGCACCCGGCGCUGGCGGGCAUCACAGGGAUCCUGAUGAGCGCCGCCGCUCUGCCUGUGUGCCUCACGCGCCCGCCCAGGCUGGUGCUGCACCCGCCGCCCGUCAGUAAGAGCGACAUCAAGCCCAUCCCUGGCCUCGGCCACUGCUGCCGCAAGACCACCAAGAAGCAGGCUCGCAAGGGCAAGACCCCAGAGGAAGUGGUGAAGCGCUACCUGCAGAAGGUCCGGAACACCCCUGAGGAGGACUGCACCAUCUGUAUGGAGGCUCUCGGGGGUCCGUCCGGCUACAAAGGCCCCGGAGUCGGGGUCUCUCGGGGAGAGUCAGUGGGCCGUCUGGCCCAGUGUGGCCACCAGUACCACGUCCAGUGCCUGGUGGCCAUGUACAACAAUGGCAAUAAAGAUGGCAGCCUCCAGUGUCCAACGUGUAAGACCAUUUACGGGGUGAAGACGGGAAACCAGCCGCCUGGCAAGAUGGAGUACCACGUCAUCCCGCACUCCCUGCCAGGGCACCCCGACUGCAAGACCAUCCGCAUCAUCUACAACAUCCCCCCAGGCAUCCAGGGACCUGAGCACCCAAACCCAGGCAAACCUUUCACCGCAAGAGGCUUCCCUCGUCACUGCUAUCUCCCUGACAGCGAGAAGGGGCGCAAGGUGCUGCGGCUGCUACUGGUGGCAUGGGACCGGCGUUUGAUCUUCUCCGUGGGCACGUCCAGCACCACUGGCGAGUCCGAUACCGUCAUCUGGAAUGAGGUCCACCACAAGACCGAGUUUGGCUCCAACCUCACAGGCCACGGGUACCCUGACCCUGGCUACCUGGACAAUGUUUUGGAAGAGCUGAAAGCCCAGGGCAUCACAGAGGACGAGAUCCAGCAGUGAUGAGGAACAGAGGGAGAGAGGGCAGGGUGAAGCACAGAAGAGAAACCCUGCCAGAGCUUCAGAUGCUGGGGGAGAGAGGACAUGGGGGAGGGGGGGGGGGGGGCACUGGAGGGCUGCCAGGCUGUGAGAGUGAACAUGGAGACGGAGAGGAAUGAAGUCCCUUGCUGCAGUGACAUGCAGAAUGUGAAUAUGACUUAAUCUGACUUAUAAAAGCUAAAACUGUGUGCGAUGCUCCCAGGUACAGACAGUAUCGCCGACUAAACCUUAGGUAUGAAGUACAUAAAGCAUUGGCAUUAAAGAGAUACUAUUUGUUUUAUUAUUAUUAUUAUUAUUAUUAUUAUUACAUUAAUUAACACACUGAUGCUAACCCAGAGAUGUGAGUAAAGAGGCUUUAGAGUGAGAGGGAAAGGAAAGAACAGAUGGAGAAAAGAUUCCCUGAGCAGGGAAAAGAUGGGACAUGGAAGGAAGAAAGAAAGAACAGAUCAGAGAGGGAGGUGGAGUGGAACUCCGAGAGGAGAUGAAGUAGAUGAAAAGAAUGAUAAAAGGUGGUCUAUGAAUGUAGUUUCUAACCUAGGGGAUAGGACUUUUUCUUUCUUAGCAAAAUCCAAAAUAUUGAGGCUGUUUGGUGGAGUGCUUGCAUGUGGGGCUUGGAUUUGAGGAUGUGCAACAUACUUAUGGUGGGAUGGCUGGUAUUCAGUGCUUGUUCGAAUUUUGACUCUCUGGCGCCCUCAAGUGUCUCAAAAACAUUCCAUGUGGGAGAGGUACAUUUUACUACAAAUACCUUUGUCAGUAUCUCUGUUGUUUAAUAUCAUGCAAUGCAUUAGUUACAUCAUGUACUUACAUUACUUUUAUGUAUUACUUUUGUACAGGUUAUGUAUGAUGAUGUGUUCUUUUUACUUUUGUACUCACAAUAUUUUGGGACUGUGGUGGCACUCCACACCCAAGUGUUGUGCCAUGGAUACGAAUUUUUCCUAUUUGAGUGGAUGGUGGCUCUGCCUCCAUUUGUGUCUUUGUGUUGAGACAUGUAAAUUAACAGCCUCUUUUGCUUGUCAAGGGGAGGUGAUAAGGUGAUCAAUGAUUGCUGCCCCUGGUAUAAGACAAUACAAAAGACAAAAAAAGCUAGCAAGAACUUCCGAUUGAACAGAAUAUGGUGUCAAGUGUGGAGCAACCAGUAGGAUCAUCCAGGUCAAGACCACUGUGUGGGCAGUUGUAGCAAAAAUGUAUUUCCUCAAAUAAGUCACUUGAGAAGAAACCCCCGUCCCUCCUUGCUGAAAGUACAUAACCGGGCAUUAUAAUUUUUGUAUUACCCAUGAGGGUGAUGUUCUAGUGCCAUAUGAAUAUUAAUGAUGCACCC